CUUUCAGAGAAGAUGCCGCGGUAUGAUGACAGGUAUGGUGGCACGCGCCUAUAUGUUGGACAUUUGUCAUCCCGAACGCGAUCUCGAGACUUGGAGGACGUCUUUAGCAGAUAUGGGAGGUUUCUAUGUUUUUGCCCAAUCCGGAGGUUUGUGGUGGGAGGUUGCCCUUGAUGGAAUUGGUUCCCAUUCUUGCGGAGUGUGGCGAUUCUUUCUAUAAUGUUAUUGCGUAUUUUUUUGAUGGAAAUGGCACAAUCCAAAAAGUGGUGUUUAGUUCAUCUUUGAGGGGCGAAGUAUCAACCCUUUGGUUCUUAUGACUUGAUGGCCUUACUGUUUCUGGAACCCAUUUACGCAGAGUACGUGAUGUGGAUAUGAAGCGUGACUAUGCUUUUGUGGAGUUUAGUGAUCCUCGAGAUGCCGAUGAUGCAAGAUAUGGCCUAAAUGGGCGAGAUGUUGAUGGAAGCCGCGUUAUCGUGGAGUUCGCCAAAGGGGUGCCUCGUGGUCCAGGUGGAUCUCGAGAGUUUGGUGGCAGAGGUCCUCCUCCAGGUACAGGUCGUUGCUUUAAUUGUGGAAUUGAUGGACAUUGGGCUCGAGAUUGUAAAGCUGGGGACUGGAAGAACAAGUGUUACCGCUGUGGAGAUCGAGGUCAUAUAGAAAGAAACUGUCAGAACAGCCCCAAGAAAUUGAAACGUGACCGAAGUUAUUCCCGCUCGCCAUCUCCUCGGCGUGGAAGAAGCCGCAGCCGCAGUUACAGCAGAGGUCGUAGCUACAGCCGAUCCAGGUCUCCUGUGAAGAGGGACCGUAGCAUUGAGCGUGAAGAGAAGAGAUCAAGGAGUCCUCGCCAACAUAGGCCAUCACCACCUCCAUCAAAGGGAAGGAAACACAGCCCUUCACCUGAUGAAAGAAGUCCACAAGAGAGAGGUACGCCAUCACCAAGGGAUGAUAGGGCAACCAAUGGUUCUGACCGCAGCAGGAGCCCUAAAGAUGAUGCUAGAAUGGAUGAACGUGGAGAUAUUAGCCCUGUUGAAGAAAAUGGCCGUAGUCGCAGCAAUAGCCCCAUCCAUAGGGAGGACAGAAGCCCAGUGGAGGACGGAAGCCCAACAGGUGACUAUGAAAAUCAUGGUUCUCCAAGGGGUUCUCCAAGGGGCAGUGAGUCACCCUAAAAUGUGCAUAUGAUACAUUGUGGUAAGUGAAUGUUUGACUCACAACUAUGCAUAUGAUACUGUCAGUGUGGCAAGUGAAUAUUUGACUCACAACUAUCUCAUCCUUGGCACUUUGAUUUUGUAGUAUUUUUUCCCUAUAUUUGGAAACCAUGUAAUUGAUUUUUCUUAGAAUGACCGGAAUUUG
Messenger RNA from Solanum verrucosum, 1344 nucleotides. Its product is annotated as serine/arginine-rich splicing factor RS2Z32-like. The transcript has 6 exons. Lineage: Eukaryota; Viridiplantae; Streptophyta; Magnoliopsida; Solanales; Solanaceae. The coding region runs from base 369 to 1160 and encodes 263 amino acids. Gene Ontology annotation, biological process: mRNA splicing, via spliceosome. The record is from RefSeq and is a predicted model, not a curated record. Gene Ontology annotation, molecular function: mRNA binding; zinc ion binding. Gene Ontology annotation, cellular component: nuclear speck.